UUUUUCAGGAUCUUUAAUUUAUUCAGUUACUUUGUUUUAUUUAGAAACUUAGUUUUCAUGAAGUCAACUGGUAUUGAAAUUAUAAACCCAGGACUUCAGUCAUCGAACGUUCGAAUGAUUGUAUCAAAAAAUGAUUUUGAUCAUCUUAUUAGAAUUAUGAUGUCCUAUUUAUCGCCUACCAACUCGCCUAAAGACGCAAAUUAUGAAAAAGAAAUAAUUGAGAUUUUUAAUCAACUUCAACAAUUUAUCGAAAGAGAGUUUCCAAUUAAUCGAAGAGUGGACGGGUUAAACGUUGCUAACAAUGCAAAGAUUAUUUAUCUUCACAUGGUUUACCUGAAUAAUAGAUUUAGACCUACAGAACAAUUAGCUCAAAAAGUUGCCGAUGUUUUAAGUGCUUUUCAACAAAUCACCAAACUUUCUCAUGACCAGUAUUAUGGGCCAGUUAGGGCCUUGGAAAAUAGAAAGCUACAAAUUUCAUUAGGCUUGGUUGAGGUACUUACUGAAUUGUUCGUUCUGGACAUUAAUUUAUUCGGUAUCCAACUUACUUCAUAUGAGAAAUGCAGCAAAUUUCGUCGUUCCAUCGGAAAUGCUCUUAUGAAUUUAGUAUAUCAGCAGCGCGAGGCUAAACUUCGGCUCUGUACUAAUCGUCAAUUCUUGCUUAAAGUUGCUGAUUUCUACGCUGGUUUGAUCCAAAAUGUCUCGUAUAAUUCUGAUCCUUCUAUUUCUCAGCAAUUGUCUAUUAUUGUACCCCCUCUUGUUCGUACAGCUGUUAAUAUUGCUUUAAAAGAACGUGUUGGAGUAAAGGUUUUCGAUCCUCUAGCUCUUUCUUCUCAACACAAACAACAGUUACUUAAAGUUCUCUCUGCUCUUUGGAAUCUUGCUGAAGAUCCUGCAAAAAAUAAACAUGUUAUGUGUAUUGAGGUUCCUGAAUUUGUCCCUAUGUUAUUACGGAUAAUGUUCUGUGACCAAAGUGAACUGCAAUUAAUACAAGCUGCCACUGGGAUUAUAAAACACUUGAGUGGUUAUUUUAUUCAAUUUCACGAUUUAUUUGCUAAAAUUUUACGAAAAGGAUUGACUUCUGCUCUUAUGCGUCAAUUAACUUCUUCCUCAUCUGAUUUGAUCAUAGAUUCAUUAAGUGCUCUUUAUGCACUUUCUAGACAUCCAAUUAUUGGAAAGGAAAUUCUAUCAAAUGAAUCAUACAUGCAGCAGAUUGGUUACUUAACGCGAAAUACAAAUGAAGGAAUUUCUCGGGCUUCCAGAUUGGUACUUAACAACGUCUAUUCCGUGACAGUAUAUUUUGCCAAGAAUGCAGUACAUUUGGCCCCUUGGCCGAUGCAAAAUCUAAUUCUAUCACCUGUUGAUCCUUGUGGACAACAAAUGGCUUCAACAAAUUAUUCAAGUCUAAGACAGCAGAAUGAUCCUCCAAAAGUUAAUAAUCAAGGUUUUUGUUAA
This is a messenger RNA of Meloidogyne enterolobii, 1452 nucleotides long. The record is from the annotation of a GenBank genome assembly. NCBI's taxonomy places the organism in Eukaryota, Metazoa, Nematoda, Chromadorea, Rhabditida, Meloidogynidae.